Molecule: messenger RNA, 1566 nt
Organism: Teleopsis dalmanni
Lineage: Eukaryota; Metazoa; Arthropoda; Insecta; Diptera; Diopsidae
Product: GATOR complex protein Iml1-like
Exons: 12
Coding region: 16-1566 (516 amino acids)
Biological process (GO): positive regulation of autophagy; cellular response to amino acid starvation; negative regulation of TORC1 signaling
Cellular component (GO): lysosomal membrane; GATOR1 complex
Molecular function (GO): GTPase activator activity
Source: RefSeq, a predicted model, not a curated record
UUAUUGUAAAUUUUUAUGCCAGCAAAUUUUUAUAUACUGCAUUUUAUUUUGUUUCUACAUUUUAAUUUGGUCUUUGGUUUUCAGCAUGUUGCAUCUAGAAUAACUGAAAAGCAUCAUCCUAUUUUUUAUUCACCACAAAAAAGUUUUACAACACGUCCUGUGACAAAAAUAGAUCGAGGACGUAUAUCACCAGCAGCGGAUGCUGCAGCUAUUGCUUUAAAUGCUGAACUAGGUAAUCGCGAUGAUCAGGAUGAUGGCUUUAUAGCAGAUGUAAAGUUACGUCCAAAUGCCAAUCUAAGCGAAAUAUUUGAAGCAAUGAAGCAUCCAGUAACUGGUGUUGGCUUCUUCUCACAAACACCGAGUCUACCAUCUUGCACAUUUAUAUCAUAUGAUGCUCUUCUUUGGCUGAAAGCACGUUUAGAUAAUACUAGAAAUCCUUUAGAUAUAUUAGAGGCAAUGCGCAAAGAAAAAAUGAUUUGUCAUGCUUCUGGAGAUUGGAAUAAACCAAUAAUACCUGGUUUUUAUUUAUAUUUUGUAGCACAACAAGAUACUACAGCUAAAGAUUACGCUAAACCUUUGAACGACUUGAGUGCAUUUGAAAAUGAGUGGAUGGAAGUUGAAAUUCAAGGGUGCAAUCACUUAUGGAUGGAUGAACCUGUACCUAUUAAUGUACCAAAUUUCCUAAGAGAUGUUCCUACCUCACAAACAUGGACUGAAUACUGUCUUAAUAAAAAAAUAUAUCGCCAUUCUCAUCUAGAAAUUGAAGUGAAUCAAAAAAGUGAUGAUCGCGUAGAGUGGGGACAUGUAAAAUAUCAUACAGUAAAUCAGCCAGGAUUUGCAUUUGAAAUCGUUGUUGAAUGGGUAACAUCAUCAGGACCAAGAGUUUCAGAUCUGAUUAAUGGUUGGAUACGAAAAGCAAAUCAAUGUGCUUCAUAUCAACUUAUAUCCGUGCCAGCCGAUCCAAUGGCUGAACCAUUUACUGAAAAGUCUGAUCCAUUACGUGGGCCAAUUUUUAUACCCUUAACUACUAAUUUUGACGAAAAUAAUGGCACACUUUUUGAAGAAUUUUCGGAAGAUAGUAGAGCUGACCGAAUGCUACUCUUUCAAGAAGCGAUUUUAGCACGUUUUGGUUUUCUACCUUGUGUGCUACAAAAGAAAUUUUCGUUUAAUAAAGAUUUACCGAAAGAAUAUCAAUAUGUUCACUGUUCGGGUAACAUGUUCGUACUCAUACGUUGUUCUAAAAAUAAUUAUCAAAUCGAAUCUCCAAGCCGUCAAGAAGUAAAUGUUACCAGAUGUGUUUAUGGUCAUACUAACAAUACGAAUGUGCCCAAAAAGGUUGGUUUUCUCUGGGCAUGGAAUCAUAUGAUACCAAAUAAAAAAUGGAAAUCUUUAGUUAUAAAUAACACUCACGAGGGUGAAUUAUUUCAAUUAAGAAUGCUUAAAGAUUUUCGAGAAUUUUGUUCAAAUCAUGAUGAACGCUUAUCGAAAUUUUGGAAAAAUUGUCAAGAGCUAAAAAGGAAAUCAAUUAAAAUUGAAUACAACAAUAAUAUUAAUAACACCGAAUAG